AAAAGUAAUCAAGGACACCAGACAGGUGCGGCUAACGACAUUACAAGCUCUUGACACAAGACGAUAGAACUACCAUCUGGACCAACAUGUUGCUGGCCACUGUCCUUGCUUUCUGUGCCCUACAAUGUGUAGCGGGGUACACAGUGACCAUUUACCCUGAGUACCUCGUACAGGGAGGAAGAACCAACUUCGACCCUGAUAGGUGGAAUGGCAAAAUGGGUCUGGACUCUAAAGGGAGUUUGCCCUAUGUGAAGAAAACAGGAGCACGUACUGGAAGAUGGCUGAAUUCAGACUUGAGCUAUUUUGACAAAGUGACCGAGGAUCCAAAGCGAAAGGGGUAUCCGAACCCUGCCUUCUUCCAAAACAAGCAGUUUCAACAACAGUUGGUUGAGAAAUAUCUUGACAAUUUGAAUAGAUAUGGAAAAGACAAACCAAUUAUGCUUGAACUGAAAGGUUACCUAUGGCCUCCCUGGAUGGACACAUCAGCCCACAAUGGCCAUUUUCCAAACAAUCUGGAUGCAGCCGCAGAAACCAUAUCUCUGCACGUUCAGGCAAUAUACAACGGCACUAACGGCGCAGUCCCUCCCUAUUUUGAACCAAUCAAUGAACCGAACACUCUUGGAAAGUUGGACGUCGACUGGACCACCAUAGUGAAUGUAUUCGAGCUUGUGGCCAAGAAGGUAAAAGCCAUACACCCCAAGAUACAAAUAGGAGGGCCUGCCUUUACUGCUGGAAUAACGACAAUGGAUAAAUGGGACUUUAAAAAAUGGAGCACAAUGACACAAUUCAUGAAUAUGUCUCUUGGACUGUUCGACUUUUUUUCAUUCCAUCCUUUCAAUCACUUCAGCGUUCAGGGAAGCAGGCAUCACUUUUACGGCCCGAAUGAGGCUAGGAUGGUUGGAACGGUGGACAUGGUAGAAACAUAUGCCAAUAUGAUGACAGGCAAGGAUAUUCCAGUCAUAUUCUCCGCUCAUGGUCUAUCAACGGUCACAGGCAUCGAUGUCCAGAAACCAUCGACCUUCCUGGACUGGGCCUACAUCAACCUUCACAACUCGAAUAUAUUCACCUUUCUUGAGCUUCGAUAUGUGGUGGAUAGGGCAGUUUCCUUCCUCCUCUUUUACACUGAUCGGAAAGGCCAAGAAAGCAUCAACUAUAGUAUCCUGGACAAGCAUUACCACGAGAGAGACAUAGCUCUGGCCUUCCACCUGUGGGAGAAUAUCACCAGCAGUAUGAAGUUCCUCAGAUCCGAGAGUCAGUUCCACCAGGCAGAGCGGCAGAUACAGAGUCAUGCACUUGUGGAACCAAGUUCCAAAAUGCUAACCGUUCUGCUACACAACUAUGACACAGCUCAAGCUAAUGUGACACUAGCUUUUGACAAAGGAUGGGUAACGUUGACCCACGGACAUCAACCUGUCUGUACCUCAACAACAGGAGGGCCACUCAACUGGACAGGGAAGUACCUGUUCACGUCAAGGGAAAUCAGUAACAAGGACACCCAGAGGCUUUGGGCAACAAUAGAGUACCAUGUACCUACUGCCAUCCUCAAGAAUGCCAAUGCUGUCAAGAUGACCUUUGCUCAAGACAAAGGUCGCGUUCCUGCAAUUGCUUUGACACUGAGGAAAGGCCAAUGA
This is a messenger RNA of Haliotis rubra (blacklip abalone), 1631 nucleotides long. RefSeq lists its product as uncharacterized. Lineage: Eukaryota; Metazoa; Mollusca; Gastropoda; Lepetellida; Haliotidae. The record is from RefSeq and is a predicted model, not a curated record. The coding region runs from base 87 to 1631 and encodes 514 amino acids. The transcript is spliced from 4 exons.